AUGGUUGACGAAGUCGCAAUACCUUACGCGAUCCUGUCUCAUACUUGGGGAGCGGAGGCGGAGGUCACCUUCGAAGACCUUGCAAAGAACGCUGGCAAGAACAAGCCUGGCUACAAGAAGAUCCAACUCUCUGAAGCCGAAGCGAGCCUGCCGCCGUGGGACUUCGAGUUCCGAGGAAGCAAGUGGUUCACACGCGGCUGGACGCUGCAGGAGCUUCUCGCACCUGGCAUUGUCGAGUUCUUCUCACGAGAAUGGCACAAGCUCGGUGACAGGAUAUUACUGAAGUCCCAGAUUCACGAAGUGACAACUAUCCCACAUACAGCGCUCAAAGGGGCCCCCCUAUCUCAAUUCAAGGAUGCAGCGUACUCUUUUUCAGGCGUCUUUGACGUUGACAUCACGCCAGUCUACAGUGAAGGGGCCAAGGAAGCAUUUAGGCGGCUUCAUGACGAGAUUCGGAAGCUGGAAGCGUGCCUUCGUGACUUACGUCCUACCGACCCCCGUAAUGAUAAGAAGCGCAUCGAGGAGACUAAAGGUGGACUGCUAGCAGAUUCCUACCGUUGGGUCCUUGACAACGCCACUUUCCAGCAAUGGCAGCAGGACCAACGCAACCGACUGCUGUGGGUGAAAGGCGAUCCUGGCAAGGGAAGGACGAUGCUGCUCUGCGGCAUCAUCGACGAGCUGCGUAGCUCACUGCCUAAGACUGCCCUUCUAGCGUACUUCCUCUGCCAAGCGACCGACUCACGCAUCAACAACGCCACAGCCGUGCUACGAGGGCUGUUGUACAUGCUUGUGCGCCAGCAACCGUCACUUGUAUCGCAUAUCCGCAAGAAGCACGAUCACGCACGAUCACGCAGGCAAAAGCUUGUUCGAGAAUGCGAAUGCCUGGGUAGUUAUGACAGAGAUCUUUGUGAACGUACUACAGGACUCACAGUUAAGCACUACCUACCUAAUCGUCGACGCACUAGACGAUCAUGUGCGUCUUGCCGCGUCAAGUGGAUUGUUUCAAGCCGCAACUGGCCGAACAUCGAAGAACAGCUAGAGCGGGCAGAAGAUAAAGUGAGGCUGAGCCUUGAGCUGAAUGCAAGUUCGGUUGAGGCAGCGGUUGAAACUUUCAUCCAGCGAAAGGUGGACCAUUUGGCACAGGAAAAGCAGUACAAAGAAGAAGUUUCCAUCCGCCGUGCUCCAACACUUGAUGUCGAACGCCAACGGCGGAUGAUGCACCAUAAUUUGUCAGCAAGUGCUGGCAUCGACCGCAAUCUUGUAUCGAACUGUGACUAUCCCGAGUUGACUGCGCUUGUUGAACCGCUUGAAGACUUUGUCGACGAUCUGGAGUCGUUUGUGCAAGAGCAUAGGAAAAGGCGUGGCUUCGAUGUCGAGACUAUGUCCUCUUAUCCAGGUAUUGCAUGCACAGACAAUGUACCUGUAAUUUGUACUUCAUGCCAGACGCUCUCGUCAGCAAGGUGUCUUUCAAGCAGCAGAAAUGUGGCUGAGACUUGUUUAAGCAGCCGCUCAUGCACAUCUUUCAUCCCGUUGACUGCCUGCGCCCACCAGGUUCCUCCGCUGGGCGUUAGAUUUGGUCUGUUGCGAGGCUUGAGUCUGAAUGAUCGGGAGAAGAAAGGGGAGUCAAUUUUGGGCUCUGCGAAAGACUCGGGGCUAUCCGCGAAGACGUGGUGGAAGUACGGGAGAAUGUGUUCGACGUCUCCACGAGUCGCGGUGAUGUGGUGCGUCUCCUACGAUCCUUCGAGGUUGGGGCAGACGUAUGGGACUGAGCUCGUCGGUGGCCCAGUCAUCUUCGGCCAUUUGAUCCCCAUGAGCUGA
Macroventuria anomochaeta is the source of this 1818-nucleotide messenger RNA. RefSeq lists its product as uncharacterized. The transcript is spliced from 9 exons. NCBI's taxonomy places the organism in Eukaryota, Fungi, Ascomycota, Dothideomycetes, Pleosporales, Didymellaceae. Bases 1 to 1818 code for a protein of 605 amino acids. The record is from RefSeq and is a predicted model, not a curated record.